Medicago truncatula (barrel medic) is the source of this 1428-nucleotide messenger RNA. RefSeq names its product protein FAR1-RELATED SEQUENCE 5. NCBI's taxonomy places the organism in Eukaryota, Viridiplantae, Streptophyta, Magnoliopsida, Fabales, Fabaceae. Gene Ontology annotation, biological process: regulation of DNA-templated transcription. The coding region runs from base 1 to 1428 and encodes 475 amino acids. The transcript has 3 exons. The record is from RefSeq and is a predicted model, not a curated record.
AUGCCUGUACUGUUUUCAGAUAUGGUUGUUCCGAUUGAUGCCUCAAAUGUUGAUCCACCUGAGAUUGAACCUCCUAAUGCGUUGCCGCUUCUUUUACUUGAAGACGCGCAUGAUUCCGGUAAUGCCAAAUCCGAGAAUCCCCCACCACCACCACCAAAACUUGAAAUUUCUCUAGGUGGUUCGAAAGCAGAGGAUGCUUCUCCUCCUAUUCCUUCUGUUGUACCACCUUCAGUUGUUGCUGUUUGUAUCGACCAGCGAGAACAUUUUACUGCUAAACACAAGUUUGCAACACGGAAUGAUUUGUUGGAGUGGGUUGGAGAGAAAUCUAGGAAGCUUGGUUUUUCCACUAUUAUUGGUAAAUCCGAUAACAGUGGCAAUGGAAGAAGCGCAUUUGUUACUUUGAUAUGUGAAAGGGGAGGUUCAUACAUCGAGUACAAGAGAAAGAGUCGACGUGAGAUAGCUGGUUCGGUUAAAUGCGAGUCUCCGUUUCGGCUGAGAGGUUACUUGUUGACCGGUGGUGAAUGGAGCCUCAAAGUUAGUGAUGGUAAACAUAACCAUGACAUGACAGAUGUGUUGAAAGGUCAUAAAACCGUCGGUCGUCUAAACGCAAAUGAACGUGUUCACCUUGAAGAGAUGGUGGAUUCAAACGUUCCUUCGAGGCAAAUGCUUACCAACUUAAAGAAGAGGAAUCGUACCAAUUCAACUACUAGCAAACACGUUUAUAAUGCUUCUUAUAGGAAGUAUCAUAAUUCUGAGGUUGUCAGUGAUGUUUUUUGGGCACAUUCAGAUUCUAUCAAGUUGUUUAACACGUUCUCUAGGGAUGGCAAUGGGUACUCAAUGGGUAGGACCCAUAAAAGCGGUGUUUUACCCUACCCAUUAUGGAUAUUUUUUGCGGAUAUCCAUUGGAUCUGGGUCCAAUUGCCAUCCCUAACGUUCUCCACGGUGCUUGUCUUCGAUUCAACAUACAAGACAAACAAUUAUCGUCUUCCAUUGCUUGAGUUUGUUGGUAACACCUCUACCAUGAAAACAUUCUAUAUUGCUUUUGCUUAUAUGAUAUAUGAGAGGCAAGACAAUGUUUAUUGGGCGCUUGAGAGGUGUCGUGAGAUGUUGCACUCCAAAGAUCUCUAUCCCAAAGUAGUUGUCACUGACCGGGACAAUGCUUUGAUCAAUGUUGUGGAAAAUGUUUUCCCUAAAGCUACAACUAUGUUGUGCUCAUAUCACAUUGGACAAAAUGUGAGAGCAAAGUGUAAAUUGGAUUGCAAAGUGACGGAUCUCAAAGGCAAGAAUGGGCAAGCGAUUAAGCAUGCGUCGGUGGUGAAGACUGUGAUGGCUGCAUGGAUGGAUAUUGUGGACUCCGACAUAGAGGAAGCAUAUAUUGAUAAUUGGACCCGGUUCAAAGUUCUAUGCGCAAAAUUUCCCAAGUUAUAG